This is a messenger RNA of Spinacia oleracea (spinach), 393 nucleotides long. Its product is annotated as pheromone-processing carboxypeptidase KEX1-like. The transcript is spliced from 2 exons. The record is from RefSeq and is a predicted model, not a curated record. NCBI's taxonomy places the organism in Eukaryota, Viridiplantae, Streptophyta, Magnoliopsida, Caryophyllales, Amaranthaceae. Bases 1 to 393 code for a protein of 130 amino acids.
AUGGUACUGGAGACGGUAGGUGGAGGUAUGACACUGAAGUCGACCACUAUCUUAGAGCUUACUGAAAAGAGUUAUGAGGAUGGUAGACUGGUAGAAAGCUUAUACCAAGAUCAUAGUGAUAUUGAGAAUGCUAUGAAUGAGGAUGAGGAUGAGAAUACUAAUGAGGAUAGUGAUGAUAAUAGUGUAGAGUGUGAAUCUACUAUUGAGAUAUCUAGUGAAUCAGAGGCAGAGCCUGAAACUAACAAUGAGGUUAAUAGCAUUCUACAACAAGAUGAUGAGAAUAUGGAGUAUGAUUAUGAUCCUGAAGAUGACAUGGAUGAUCCUGAAGAUCAAAAUUUCACUCCAGAGCACUACAACGAAAUGAACGAUCAUCGUGAUGUCUUUAACAUUUGA